GAAAAAGGGAUAAACUUAAGUGAUGCAUCAUCUUUAUUGACCAAACUUUUAGAGUUUCAAGCUAAUGAUCCACAAUGGUUUGUAAAACUAUUAAUAGAUGAUAAUCAUCUAAUUGGAUCAUUUUACCAUGAUUUCCUUAAGGAUUUUAAAAAUAUUCAGCAUUCUCACUGUGAAGAAGUAUUUGAACAGAGAAUUCAAGGUCUAAUUGAAAAAUACAAAGCAGGGGAAAAAUAUAUAACAAUGUUAUUAGAUCGAAAAUAUACAUGGGUAAAGUGCUUCACAUCUCGCUGCUUUACAGCAGGAACACAAUCAACACAACGUGUCGAAUCAGAGAAUGGAUUAAUUAAAAAGGCUAUACAGUCAAGCUCUUCUUUUUUGGAAGUUCAAGAAGCUCUGGAAAAUCGACUUGAAUUUGAGUCGAUUAAUAAUCGCUAUUCAAUUUGGAAAUCAUCAACAUUACAGUAUACUCAACCAUUUAUUAUACAAACAUUUUUUACCAUAUCUAUGUCAGAAAUUUUAUUAUCUGAUGAUGAUUUGUUUGAACCAUUUUUUGAAAAAGAACUGGAUGAUAAUUUAGAUAUUCUACUUGAAGCAGAUGAAGAUCGAGAACUUAAUUUACAAUCUUUAAUUUCAAUAGUUAACCACAAUGAGAUUUUAGAAAUUUGGAAAGAUGAAUAUUUUGAUUCGGGUGAGAACUACUUUAAUGAAAUGGCAGUAAGUGACUCUAAUCAUAGUGAUACACCAAUUAUUUCAGAAUUUACUCGCAAAUAUACUAUAGCUGAUCUUUCAGAAAGUGCUAUAAACAAAUAUCAAAAA
This is a messenger RNA of Racocetra fulgida, 816 nucleotides long. NCBI's taxonomy places the organism in Eukaryota, Fungi, Glomeromycota, Glomeromycetes, Diversisporales, Gigasporaceae. The record is from the annotation of a GenBank genome assembly.